ACACGAAGGAGAACUCCCUCCUUAUAUUAUACUCUCUACUCCAUAUUAUUUAUUCAUACUUAUUUUCAAUUUUAACAUGGUAUCAGAGCCGAAACCCUGGAAACAAAUUUACACUCUUCCUCCUACAUUUUUCUUUUGAUUAAGCAGUGGCUUGUGGUGAUAUAACCAUGUCACAUGAAGCUAUUUUUUCUUCCUCAUCUAAUGCCCAAAUAAAUAUGGCAUAUACAUUGCCGCAUGCUCGUCCUUGGAUAAUUGAUUCCGGAGCUAGUGAACAUAUCACUUGUAGUGAUGUUAAUCUUUUUGAUAUUGUCACUCACACAACGGAACCGUCCGUCAAAAUACCUAACGGCGAAUCCGUUCCGGUCCAUUCCAUCGGUAGUUUAUACUUACCCAAUGGGCUUUGUCUUAAACGUGUUUUAUACAUUCCAAAAUUCCAAUGCAACUUGCUUUCCGCUAGUCGCCUAACAAGUGAUCUAAGUUGCACUCUAACAUUUUUUCCGGAUUUCUGCGUUCUACAAGAGUUAUCCUCAAGAAAGUUAAUUGGGGUGGGAAGACUCCGCGAUGGUCUUUACUACAUGGAAUCUCCCGGGUCCGAAAGAGUGGCACUCUCCGUCUCCAUCACUUCCGAUUUAUGGCAUCAACGUUUGGGACAUGCUUCCGAUGGAAAGCUACACCACAUUAGUUCUCUCAAGGGUUUUCAACAAAGUAGCAACUUUUGUGAUCCUUGCCUCCGAGCUAAACAAACUAGACUGCCGUUUCCUACGAGUACAAUUAAAACAACUCGUUGCUUUGAGUUGAUACAUUGUGACAUUUGGGGAGGCUAUAGAUCCGAUUCACUAUCUGGUGCAAGGUAUUUUCUAUCUAUUGUUGAUGACUUUACCAGAGGUGUGUGGGUCUACUUGAUGAAAAAUAAAUCUGAAGUUUCUCAAUUUUUAAUAAAGUUUUGCAAUAUGGUUUACACCCAAUUUGAGCAAAGGGUCAAGCGGAUAAGAGCUGAUAAUGGUGUGGAGUUUCAAACCAACAUUUUAAGUGAUUAUUAUGGACGGAAUGGAAUAUUGUUAGAAACAUCAUGCACAGACACACCACAACAAAAUGGGGUUGUAGAACGUAAACACAGACACAUAUUGGAAGUUGCAAGGGCACUACGCUUCCAGUCUGGGUUACCUAUUAAUUUUUGGGGAGAAUGUAUUUUAACUGCUGUUUAUAUCAUUAACAGACUCCCCUCGCCUGUUAUUUUUAACAAAAGUCCUUUUGAAAUGUUGCUUGGAAAAGUGCCUAGUUAUGAUCAUCUACGGGUGUUUGGAUGCUUAGUAUAUGCGCACGAUAAUAAACAGAAGGAUAAAUUCAGUGAGAGGGGGAGUCCUGGAAUAUUUAUUGGCUAUCCACACGGUCAAAAGGCUUAUAAAAUUUUUGAUUUGCAAAAACAAACGGUCUACAGCUCUCGAGAUGUGGUGUUUUAUGAAGAUAAAUUCCCUUUUAAAAUUGCCUUGGAUGAGGAGCUUGAGUUCUCGACACUUGUUCAGAAGGUUUGCAAUCACACAUUAAAUCAAAAGCAAGGGUAUUCUACAUCACCGCACCUCACAUCAAGGGAAAAUUAUUUUCCCCACUCAAUUGCCACCCAUGAAAGACAAGUUGGGAAAAAUAAUUAUGGCCCCACAUCAAUACAAAGAAACCAGCCGCAGGAGGUUCACUCACCUAGACAGCAGCAACUAGUUCGGCAGUAUACUUAUGACCCCACAUCGGCUGAAAUAAAUGACCAGCUACGUUGCCAAGAAAAUAUGCCGACUCCUGUGCGUGACUCACCAAGACCCACACCUACUGAACGGACCAUCCCAGUGUUGUCUGAGGAGCGGCUGCCCCACCAUCAACAGCUGCAGCGACCCUUCGUUGUGGCUCCAGUACGUGAAACAACGUCACCGGAUCACACAUCUGAGAUAAUUGAUGAACUACAAGUUAAAACCCCCAUUCCACUCACCCCACAUAUGCAAUCAAUCACCGCACCAGGACUGUUAUCCACCGGCCCCACCAUUCCAUCUUCAUGCAUUGCACCUUGUGAGUAGGGGUGGGCAAAAAUACCGAAAUAUCGGUAUACCGCACUUACCGUACCGAAAAAUACCGGAAAAUACCGAAAUAUUGGUAUACCGUCAUUUUCGGUACGGUAUCAUACCGUACCGAUCUAUUUCGGUACGGUAACGGUAAAUGUUUUCAAAUACCGCGGUAUACCGGUAUAAUACCGUACCGACUCCCUACUCAACAAUUACUUUUAAUUCUAAUACUUCGUAUAUUGUAGAAAUCCAUUACAAUUUUGAAGCCCAAAAUUAAUACUUUUUUUUUCGAGGGUCCGAUCCAAAAUUAAUACUUAAGUUGGUUACAAAUACAAAAAUACAAAAAUACAAAAAUAAAUGCCCAAUUUCUCAAACCCACUAUAACCUUAUAGGCUUCUACUACGCUAACCUUAAUGACUAAUGACUAAUGUGAAAAUGUGAAGAAACAAGUCCAUCUUGUUCCAAGAUCUUGCAAGUCGUGAUGCUUGAGCCGCUAAGUAGCUGACAAGCGAAGAGAGAUACACUUAUGUGACAAGUGUAUCUACAUAGGGAUUCCGCGAGUCGAGACACACAACUUUAUCCGAAAGUCUUAUUCAAAUUUUAAAAAAUUAUAAAAAUGAAUAUAUACACAAUAUCAUAUUAGAAAUAAAUGAUUUUAUAUCCAUGUUGUUUGAAUAGUUUUAUUUAUUUUUGUUAGAGAUCACUGUUGAUUUAAUUAUAUCUAUAUUGUUCAAGUUAUUUUAGGAGAAUGUGUUACUUUUUAA
Molecule: messenger RNA, 2809 nt
Organism: Cuscuta epithymum
Lineage: Eukaryota; Viridiplantae; Streptophyta; Magnoliopsida; Solanales; Convolvulaceae
Source: the annotation of a GenBank genome assembly